Biomphalaria glabrata is the source of this 1240-nucleotide messenger RNA. Its product is annotated as probable methyltransferase-like protein 24. Bases 215 to 808 code for a protein of 197 amino acids. The record is from RefSeq and is a predicted model, not a curated record. Lineage: Eukaryota; Metazoa; Mollusca; Gastropoda; Planorbidae. The transcript is spliced from 4 exons.
UGUGGAUGUGAAGACACAUAAUGAACACGUCGCCGUAGAUGAACAAGUAACCAAAGAUGAUACGGGGACAGGUCCACUGAGUAUCGUCAGAGCGAAAGGCUACGUCAAUCAUCUGGCCAGCCUUGACCUUGACACAUUAAGCGACGAGGAACUUCUUCUGUCCCUUCACAGCCACGUUGAUAACGCAAAUGUGUUGUGCGACAGGAAAUUACGAAUGGGUAAAGUAUCGGAUGGCGGCUGGGAGGUGUGCGACGACCCUGACGUCAGGCCGCGUGAGCCCUGCAUCAUCUACUCCUUCGGCAUCAACAACGACUUCUCCUUCGACGACGACGCUGCUGCCAUGUAUGGAUGUCACGUGUACUCGUUUGACCCCAGCAUGACUAAAGCUAAAGACCAAUAUGACCGGUCGCCAAAGGUCCACUUUUACAAGAUAGGUCUUGACGGAAGGACCUACGUCAACAUCAAGAAAUGGCCACUUUUUACAUUCCAAGCUAUUCGCAAGAAACUAGGUCAUCAAAAUGCCACAAUUGACGUCAUCAAAAUGGACAUCGAAAGCUCAGAGUGGGCGGCACUUCCGGUGAUGGUCGAUUCGGGUCAGCUGUCUGGGGUCAAACAACUGCUCGUGGAAUACCACGUCCAGCUGCAGACGCGAAAUUACGUACUUCCCAAACUGAGACUGAUGCAGAAGUUGGAGGUGGCCGGAUUCAAACGAUUUUAUGUUCAUAAAAACCCCGUCUGCAAGUUGAAGGUUAAAGGAAUGCCAAUCGAACGGACGAAAUGCUACGAGGUUCAUUACUUGAAAAGAUGAGCAGAAGUGGGGCAGUUAUCUCCCCUAUCGUCUUCUCAGAGCAAUCAAAUACCUUAUGGUGCUUAAUAAAGCUUCUGGAUUAGCUGAUGUCUACAGGACUGUCAUAAUUGGAAUUUUACUAAUUUCAAUAAGUCAUAACUUUUAUACAAAUUAUAUCAGCUUUCUUAAUGCUGGUUAGUCCUAUUUGAGGAGAUUGACAACAUUGGCUAAAUCUUUGCGCUAAUACCUAAUUGUCAAGUCAGCAUUCUUCCAGACUGGAUCUAUAUAUUACUAUGAAGGCCUCGCGAAUGUGUUCCAAGGUUAUUAUUAUUAUUAUUAUUAUUAUUUUAAACAAACUGUCGCUUGUUAUUGUUUACUACAAUUUAGAAAUGUUUGUGUUUGGAUUCGUUUCGACUUUUGUAUUUGGCGUAUAUAAUAAAUAUUUGACACAUA